This is a messenger RNA of Pseudovirgaria hyperparasitica, 1765 nucleotides long. Its product is annotated as mitochondrial processing peptidase beta subunit. The transcript has 5 exons. Gene Ontology annotation, molecular function: metalloendopeptidase activity; metal ion binding. Lineage: Eukaryota; Fungi; Ascomycota; Dothideomycetes; Acrospermales; Acrospermaceae. The record is from RefSeq and is a predicted model, not a curated record. Gene Ontology annotation, cellular component: mitochondrion. Bases 59 to 1489 code for a protein of 476 amino acids.
GCCAUCACCCCGAUCCUCACCACCUCCCACGUCCAUCUCAUCCGCACAUAUUGUCGCCAUGGCAUCAAGGCGGCUCGCUCUCAAUCUCAAGCAAGCUGUCCGGAGUAAAGCUGCUCUCAGCGCGAUUCGGCCUCAAAGAGCGUUUGCAUCACCUGUCAGUCACGGAGCCAUCACGGAAAGCACGACUUUGAGCAACGGCUUCACGAUUGCGACUGAACACUCUCCAUGGGCGCAGACCUCGACUGUUGGUGUUUGGAUUGAUGCUGGAAGCCGCGCAGAGACAGACAAGACCAAUGGCACUGCACACUUUCUUGAGCAUCUUGCUUUCAAGGGCACGCAAAAACGCACUCAACAACAGCUAGAGCUGGAGAUCGAAAACAUGGGUGGUCACCUCAAUGCAUACACAUCUCGCGAAAAUACCGUUUAUUUCGCCAAGUCGUUCAACUCUGACGUUCCUCAGACGGUGGACAUCCUCUCCGACAUCCUCCAAAACUCGAAGCUCGAGCCAAGCGCCAUCGAGAGAGAGCGCGAUGUAAUCCUUAGGGAGCAAGAAGAGGUCGACAAACAAUUAGAGGAAGUCGUAUUUGAUCACUUGCACGCCACCGCUUUCCAAGGACAGCCUUUAGGCCGCACCAUCUUGGGUCCAAAGGAGAACAUCGAGAGCAUCUCGCGCGAUGAUCUCACCAGUUACAUCAAAACCAAUUACACUGCUGAUCGCAUGGUUCUCGUGGGUGCCGGCGGCAUUCCCCAUCAGGAACUCGUAAAACUUGCCGAAAAAUACUUUGCAAACGUUCCUACUUCUCCAUCUGCAACUGGAGCUCAUCCCGCUAUUCAAAAAGCCAAGCCCGACUUUGUUGGCUCAGAAGUCCGUAUUCGCGAUGACACUUUGCCCACCGCCAACAUUGCUCUCGCUGUCGAAGGCGUUAGCUGGAAGGACGACGACUACUUUACCGGACUUGUCACGCAGGCUAUUGUCGGUAACUGGGAUCGGGCCAUGGGCAACUCUCCAUAUCUCGGCAGUAAAUUAAGCACUUUUAUGCACCAGUGGCGUCUCGCAAACAGCUUCAUGAGCUUCUCAACCAGCUACAGUGACACUGGUCUUUGGGGUAUCUACCUUGUUUCUGACCAAUUCGACCGCCUCGACGACCUUGUCCACUUCACGUUGAAGGAGUGGUGUCGCCUUUCUUACCAGGUCUCAGAAGCCGAAGUCGAGCGUGCUAAGGCUCAGCUCAAGGCCUCGAUUCUCCUGUCCCUUGACGGGACUACUGCUGUAGCCGAAGAUAUUGGCAGGCAAAUUAUUACUACCGGUCGGCGUCUAAGCCCCGAGGAGGUCGAGCGUGUUGUCGGACAGAUUACAGCGAACGACGUUAUGGAAUUUGCUCGCAGAAGAUUAUGGGACCGCGACCUGGCCAUCUCGGCCGUCGGCAAGAUUGAAGGUCUCUUCGAUUACCAGCGUAUCCGUGGAAACAUGAGUCUCAACAUUUCAUAGAGAAAAAUCGCGUACGAAGGAAGUAUAGAGGAUGGCUUGUAACCUGUGUAAAUUUAGCACGCUGAAAUUUCCCUUAAUUGUACAGUCAAGAAAACGUCUGGUGCAAACUUUGAGCGAAUCGUCCACAGACAUAUCUGGAUCCUGAACCAUCGUGUGGCCGGGACUGACGAACUGAGGACUUCUCUGUGAGUUGCCUGACAGGCGAUAUUUCUACAGAAGACGGCGGAGGGCCACUUGUACAGACGUACGAUUGUAGCGGGACAUGUUGUGGGCUAC